AUGGACGUCAACGCUAAAAUUUUAGUUGUGGGCGAUGUGCGCGGUCGCUUCAAGCAGCUUUUUAGCAGAGUGGAGCAGGUCAACAAAAAAGCCGGACCAUUUGAGAUUUUGUGCUGUGUCGGCGACUUUUUUGGCGCCGAAAAACAAAACGAAGAUCUGAUUGCCUAUAAAAAUGGAUUCAAGCACAUUACGGUUCCCACUUACAUACUGGGACCCAAUAAGGAGGAAGACAGGCAGCACUACAAGGAUUUGGUGGACGGCGAAGUCUGCACGAAUCUGACCUAUCUGGGCAAGCGUGGAGUUUAUACGCUGACGAGCGGUGUCAAAAUAGCCUAUUUGAGUGGCGUGGAGGCAGCAGGCAAUGUGGCUGGCGAGCAUGAGUUCAACAAAGCCGAUGUGCAGGCUGUGCGCAACUCCUGCCUGGUCUCAAAAAACUGUGCGACGGACUACAGAGGUGUCGAUGUGCUGCUGACGUCCCAAUGGCCCUACGGCCUGCAGGAGGGGGAGAACGCAAAGGCUUCCAAGUUGAUCUCGUUUCUGUGCCGCGAGAUCAAACCACGUUAUCAUUUCUGCGCCAUCAAUGGCACCUACUAUGAGAGUCCGCCGUUUCGCAUACCCAAAGAUGAGACCACACAGUUCGAGCUGUGCACGCGGUUUAUCUCGCUGGCGGAUGUCGGCAACGCCGCAAAGGCCAAAUAUAUAUAUGCGCUCAGCCUGAAGCCUGUGGAUAAGGCGCGUUUACUAGAUCUCGUGCAGAAGACGACCAACGAAAUACCCUGCCCCUUUAUUGGCCUGGACAUGGUUGGCAUUGUAAACAAAAAUGAGACGUCGGAAAGUCGACAGUACUUUUAUGACAUGGACUCGAGCGGUAAUCGCAAGCGGCACAGCGAGGGUGGAAAUCGCGAUAAGCGGCCACGGAUAAUGCAAAUUGAUCAGGACAAUUGCUGGUUCUGCUUGUCCUCGGAGAAGGUGGAGAAGCAUCUGAUUAUCACAGUAGGCGAGCGUUUUUAUCUGGCCUUGGCCAAAGGACCUAUUAAUAGCCAUCAUGUCUUGAUAUUGUCCACCAAACAUAUACCCUGCGCAGCACAAUUGAGCACUGAGGAUUGGGAAGAGCUGGAUAAAUUCAAGACAGCAUUGCGCAAGCUCUUCAAGAGUCUGGGACAAGUUGUGUGCUUUACGGAGCGUCAUUACAAGACCUCACAUCUGAUUAUCGAUGCCGUGGCCUUUGAGGAGGGCUAUUCGUGGAAGAUAAAACACAGUUUUGAAGACAAAGCUGAGGAGUUUAAGUUAGAAUUUGAGACGUUGCCGGCCUUGACUUCAGCAAAAAUGUUGCCAGAAAUGGGUCCAUAUUUUCUAGCAGAACUGCCCGACGACAGCACAUUGAUAACGCGACAAAUGAAACAUUUUCCGCUGCACUUCGCUAGGGACGUUUUCUGUUCGGAGAAUUUGUUGAAUUGUGACGAGAAGGUCAACUGGAAGGAUUGUCUGCUGGACAAUGAGGAGGAGAAAGCUAAUGUCGAGGAAUUUCGUAAGCUAUUCGCACCCUUCGAUUUUACAGAUGAUUGAUUAAAAGUGACGAAC
Messenger RNA from Drosophila novamexicana, 1581 nucleotides. RefSeq names its product CWF19-like protein 1 homolog. Gene Ontology annotation, cellular component: post-mRNA release spliceosomal complex. The record is from RefSeq and is a predicted model, not a curated record. Gene Ontology annotation, biological process: mRNA splicing, via spliceosome. The coding region runs from base 1 to 1566 and encodes 521 amino acids. NCBI's taxonomy places the organism in Eukaryota, Metazoa, Arthropoda, Insecta, Diptera, Drosophilidae. Gene Ontology annotation, molecular function: RNA lariat debranching enzyme activator activity. The transcript has 8 exons.